GCUAGGGCGGUCAGGGUGCAGCUCCAGGAUAGGACCAUGGCACUGCUGCUGCUCUCCUUGCUCGGCCUCCUGCUCACCUGGGAGGGGGGCCAGGCCCUCGUUCCCCCCAGUGAGCUCAAACAGAUGUCGGCAGCUGGCAGCAAAUACAUUGACACGGAGGUGGAGAAUGCCAUCAAUGGGGUGAAACAGAUGAAGACCCUCAUGGACAAAACCAGUAAGGACCACCAAGCCAUGCUGCACAACUUGGAGGAGACCAAGAGGAAGAAGGAGGAGGCGGUGCAGCUGGCCCGGGAGAAGGAGCAGCAGCUGGCAGCGAAGCAGGAGGUGUGCAACGAGACGAUGCUGGCCCUGUGGGAAGAGUGCAAGCCCUGCCUCAAGCACACCUGCAUGCGCUUCUACUCCCGCACCUGCCACAGCGGCUCAGGGCUGGUGGGGCGGCAGCUGGAGGAAUUCCUCAACCAUUCCUCCCCCUUCUCCAUCUGGGUGAAUGGCGAGCGCAUCGACUCGCUGCUGGAGCGGGACCAGAGGCAGGAGCGGCAGUUUGAAGACCUGGAAGAACGUUUUGGCUUACUGGAGGAUGGGGUGGAUGACAUCUUCCAGGACAGCACCCAAGUCUACGGCCGCAUGUAUCCCUUCUUCCAAGCACCCUUUGGCGGCUUCCGUGAGGUUUUCCGCCCUCCCAUCCAGCACAUCCGCUUUGCCCCGCGCCGUGAGAGGUUCUCCCGGGAGCUCCAUCCCUUCUUCCAUCAUCCCCAUCACAGCUUCCACCACCUCUUCCAGCCCCUCUUCGAGAUGACGCAGAGGAUGCUGGAGGAAGCACAGGGCGGUUGGGAGCACUCCUUGGGUGGCUUUGCUCCAGAGUCCCGAAAUUCCAGCAACGACCGCAUGGUGUGUCGGGAGAUCCGUCGUAACUCGGCUGGCUGCCUGCGGAUGCGGGAUGAAUGCGAGAAGUGCCGGGAGAUCCUCAGCGUGGACUGCUGGCAAACGGACCCAGCCCAGAGCCAGCUGCGGGAGCAGCUGGAGGACGCUCUGCACCUGGCUGAACGCUUCACUCGGCAUUACGACGACCUCCUCCGUGCCUUCCAAGCUGAGAUGCUCAACACCACCACCGUCCUGGACCAGCUCAACCGCCAGUUUGGCUGGGUCUCCCGUUUGGCCAACCUCACCCAAGAAAACGAUGGCUUCCUCCAGGUCACCACGGUCCUCUCGAAGGCUCCCAACCUCGAGGACCCUUCAGCACCCCCCGACACACAGGUAACAGUGCAGCUCUUUGACUCAGAGCCACUGUCCCUCAUUGUGCCUGGGGACAUCUCCUGGCAGGACCCUCGCUUCAUGGAGAUGGUGGCCGAGCAGGCACUUCGGCACUACAAGGAAAAUGCCAUAGAGUAGCUGGGUGAUGCUCCCCAUCACUGCCGCAGCCUCACCAAGCCCCCCUCUGCUACCCUGUCCCCAUGCCAGGGGGGCGAAUGCCACUGCCCUCAUCACUACCCUUGCCUCCACUCCUGCUGCAGUCCCACCAUGGGCCCCAAACAGAAAAUAAAG
Messenger RNA from Indicator indicator, 1542 nucleotides. It is a transcript of the gene CLU, whose product is annotated as clusterin. Bases 37 to 1389 code for a protein of 450 amino acids. Lineage: Eukaryota; Metazoa; Chordata; Aves; Piciformes; Indicatoridae. The transcript has 9 exons. The record is from RefSeq and is a predicted model, not a curated record.